AUGCUUGGUGGCGCGCCGGCUAUCCCAAUCAGUCUAUUUUGGAUGGCCUGGACCACCUAUCGCCAUAUUAGCGUCUGGAGCUCAAUUAUCGCGUCCGCGGUUUUCGGUUUUGGCAUCACAACCGUCUUCAUCAGUGCUCAUCUAUAUGUGAUUGACGCAUACGAGAAGGGUGCUGCAUCUGCCUUUGCCAUGCUUGUCAUGCCUCGAUACCUUGCAUCAGGUGGAAUUACUGUGGCAGGGGGCCCUAUUUAUUCCAGCAUUGGAGUUCACUAUACACUGAGCAUUCUCGGGGCGAUCAGCGCCGUCAUGGCUUUCGUUCCUUACGUUUUCUACUUCUACGGGCAUCACAUUCGGCGUGUCAGCCCACACGCAGUGGUCCAUGACUAA
Aspergillus luchuensis is the source of this 387-nucleotide messenger RNA. RefSeq lists its product as uncharacterized. The coding region runs from base 1 to 387 and encodes 128 amino acids. Gene Ontology annotation, biological process: transmembrane transport. The transcript has 2 exons. The record is from RefSeq and is a predicted model, not a curated record. NCBI's taxonomy places the organism in Eukaryota, Fungi, Ascomycota, Eurotiomycetes, Eurotiales, Aspergillaceae. Gene Ontology annotation, molecular function: transmembrane transporter activity.